AUGAUUGAGACCCAACUUGCUCAACUAGCUAGCACCAUUAAAGAGCAACAAGUGCACACUAGUCUCCCACCUCAAGGUCAAGCGCCUAAACAAAUGUAUUCGGUUGUGACUCGGAGUGGGAUGACUCUAGAUGAUGGUGCUAAUCUAGUUGAUGCACCUUGCUUUAGGGGUGAGGAUCCUAAGGGGAAUGAGUCUCCGGACUAUGAUAUUGCGGAAGAGGAGUCCCAUGUCGAUGGUGUGAUUGAUGGUGUUAAGUCGACGGGGACUACUCUUCUUCCUCUCCCAAUUCCACCUCCCCCCUAUCCUCAAAGAAUUUCUGGAAAUAAACUUGAUGAUCAAUUUCACAAGUUUUGGGAAACCAUUAGCAAGCUUUAUGUGUCAUUGUCUUUCACCGAGGCACUCAAACAAAUGCCUCACUAUUCUAGAUUCAUGAGAGAUAUUCUUAGUGGCAAGAGAAGUUGUGAAGCAAAGGAGACCGUGCAACUCACGGAGAGUUGUAGCGCUCUAAUUCAACACUCCUUUCCCCCAAAACUCAAUGAUCCCGGUAGUUUUUCUAUCCCUUGUAGUAUUCAAAAGCUCAAAUUUGAUAAUGCUUUUUGUGAUUUGGGGGUGAGUGUGAGCAUCUUGCCAUAUAAGACCUGUGAGAAGCUCAAGCUAGGUGAUCUCUCUCCUACCGCUAUGUCAUUGAAACUAGCCGGUCGAUCGGUUAUGUUGCCAUUGGGUAGGAUUGAGGAUGUUCCCCUCGUUGUUGGCAAGCUUACUUUCCUUGUUGAUUUCGUCGUCUUGGACAUCGACGAGGAUGCCCAUACCCCAAUUAUCUUGAAGAGGCCAUUCUUGGCUACAGCGGGUGCUCUCAUCGAUGUUCAAGGUGGCCUUAUCACUUUGAAGGGCGGGAGACGCCAAGGCUAG
Messenger RNA from Spinacia oleracea (spinach), 909 nucleotides. RefSeq lists its product as uncharacterized. Bases 1 to 909 code for a protein of 302 amino acids. The record is from RefSeq and is a predicted model, not a curated record. NCBI's taxonomy places the organism in Eukaryota, Viridiplantae, Streptophyta, Magnoliopsida, Caryophyllales, Amaranthaceae. The transcript has a single exon.